UCAGUAACAGAGGUGGCCACUGCAAUCACCGCUUGAGUUUUGAGAAGAAGUAAAAAAUGAGCCAGGGGCAACCACGAAGAACUCAAUACGACCAGGAGCCAAUCAAAUACGGCGAUGUGUUUAAUGUCGGAGGCGAUGUCGCCUCCCAGCCGAUUGCACCAGUAGACGCUGCUAACAUGCAGUCUGCUGAGAGCCAAGUCCUUGGAGAGCCUCAGAGAGGCGGCCCUGCCUCAGUCAUGCAAUCUGCGGCAAACGUCAACGUUAGGACUGGUGCCGUCGAGCGGGAUGAUGUGAGUGAUGUUGUUAGAGAACAGGGCAUUAACGUUGCUGAAAUAGAUAUCGGCGGCACUCGCGUUAUCACAGAGAAAGUCGGUGGAGAGGUUGUGGGACAAUAUGUUCAGCCAAGAGUUCCAGCGACAUAUCCAAUGCCAGGUAUGGAUAUUACAAUGGGUGAAGCUUUAGAGGCAACUGCUUAUUCUGCCGCAGGAGACAAACCAAUUGAUCAAAGCGACGCCGCUGCUAUAAAAGCUGCAGAGGUGAGAGCUCUUCGCAGUACUCAAACCCCGGCGGGUGGAAUAGGCGCAGAAGCACAGUCGGCAGCUGAUCGUAAUACCAGAGUUAUGCUCGACGAAGAUAAGACUACCCUCUCUGAUGUUUUAGCGGACGCGACUGCCAAGUUGCCUAGAGACAAGACGGUAACUCGGGAUGAUGCUGAAGGUGUGAUUGGAGCGGAAAUAAGAAACAAACCUAAUAUGAGGACUACGCCUGGUGGAGUUGCUGCUUCUGUGGCUGCAGCUGCUAGGCUUAAUCAGAACCCAUAAUACCAUUCACGUUCUGUUUUCUUUUUCUUUCUUUUUAUAGAGAAGUUGCCUUCGUUUUAUAUAAUUGCUGCACUGUCGCUUGCUAUAUGAACCGUUCCCCUGUUUUGCUAGUUACGAAUGAUGGUGGCCAAAGUGAUACACUUUUUGUCGUGUCCUUUCGAGAAUGUAUAAACUUUGAAUCUCUAUGUAAAUAGACUUUUACUUGGUUUCCUG
Molecule: messenger RNA, 1034 nt
Organism: Jatropha curcas
Lineage: Eukaryota; Viridiplantae; Streptophyta; Magnoliopsida; Malpighiales; Euphorbiaceae
Gene: LEA1
Product: late embryogenesis abundant protein D-34-like
Source: RefSeq, marked provisional